Messenger RNA from Anguilla anguilla (European eel), 885 nucleotides. It is a transcript of the gene stx19, whose product is annotated as syntaxin 19. NCBI's taxonomy places the organism in Eukaryota, Metazoa, Chordata, Actinopteri, Anguilliformes, Anguillidae. The annotation marks the transcript as partial. Gene Ontology annotation, molecular function: SNAP receptor activity; SNARE binding. The record is from RefSeq and is a predicted model, not a curated record. Gene Ontology annotation, cellular component: presynaptic active zone membrane; SNARE complex; synaptic vesicle. The transcript has a single exon. Gene Ontology annotation, biological process: exocytosis; intracellular protein transport; synaptic vesicle fusion to presynaptic active zone membrane.
AUGAAAGACCGACUGGAGGAGCUGAGGCAGAGAGCGAAGGCGGCCAGCGAGGAACCGCACAGCGGCCCUUUAAGCACGGAAGGGGAUGGAGGGGAGGACGACGCCCUCGCGCUCCCGCAGGCCGUGGUCUUCGAGGAGGAGCCGGUCCUGGACAACUUCCUGUCGGAGGUGCAGCGCAUCCGCGAGGCCAUCGAGGAGCUGGAAAACGAGGUGCGGGCGUUCAGCCAGCAGCAGAAGAGCCUGGUGGCCACCAUGCGGCGCUUCAGCGUCAUGAAGAAGGACAGCAGCAUCACGCGCGACAUCAAGCUGCGGGCCGAGAGCAUCCACAAGCGGCUGGAGGCGCUCUCCAAGCAGGUGAAGAGCGCCGAGGCCGGGGGCGGCCCGGCGGCGGCGGCCGUCCGCAUCCAGCGUGCCCAGCACACCGCCCUCCUCCGCCACUUCCAGCAGGUCAUGCGCCAGUACAACGACACCCUGGUCAGCAAGCAGGACAAGUGCAAGCAGUUCAUCAUCCGCCAGCUGGAGGUGUCCGGCCGCGAGGUGUCCGAGGAGGAGGUGGACGAGAUGAUGGCGCAGGGCCAGUGGGAGGUCUUCAACGAGAACGUGCUGCACGAGGCCAAGAUCACGCGCGCCCAGCUGUCCGAGAUCGAGCAGCGGCACAAGGAGCUCCUCAGCCUGGAGAGCAACAUGAAGGACCUGCGGGACCUGUUCCUGGAAAUCCACAUGAUGGUCGAGGAGCAGGGGAAGCACAUCGAGAACAUCCAGGCCAACGUGGAAAAGACGCAGGACUACGUGACGGUCACCUGCGAGAAGUUCAAAAUGGCCGCCAGAUACAAGCGGAAGAACCCCAUCAGGAGACUGUGCUGCUGUUGCUGUCCUUGGAAAAAA